This is a messenger RNA of Paramecium pentaurelia, 1849 nucleotides long. NCBI's taxonomy places the organism in Eukaryota, Ciliophora, Oligohymenophorea, Peniculida, Parameciidae. The record is from the annotation of a GenBank genome assembly.
AUGUUUAAUAUAAUACUAUUUCAAAUAAUCACAACAAUCUUUGCAUUUCCAGAUGUAACACUAUCAUUUGGCAUUCUUAUCCCUAAAUAAAAAGACCUUGAAGAAAACCUACCUGCUACUAUUUAUUAAAAUAACUAAAUGAAUAGAUAUUUUGAUUAUGAUCAAUUCCCAUUAUUAUCAUGUUGUCCUACUAAUCUCACUAAAUAUAAGGUUGAUUCAUUAAAUCUUCAUGGACAUAGCAGAUAGAAAUUUAUAUUGCCUUUGACAAUUACUAACAAUGAAAAUGAAACUAUUAUUUUGAGAUAAUUAACAAUAACUGAUUAUUUGUCUUAUUAAGAUAUUCCUGUUGCACCUAAAUUAUCCACUUUACCUAUUUUAUAACCUCAUUAAAGCAUAGUUGUUGAGUUUAUUCAUAGUUGUGAAAGAUAAGUAGAUAAUACCAAUUACUGGAGUAUUUAAAAUGUCUUUAUUCGAUUUCAAGACUUUUAAGGUUUAAAUUUCUAAUAUUAAUUUAUUUGUGAUGGCAGUUUCCAUCCUAAAAGGUAUUAUAAUAUAUAUAACUUAUAGAUUUGAUUGGAGCAAUAUCAUAUUAAUUACAUUUGAUUCUAUUGUUAUCAUAAUUUUAGCAACUUUUGGAAAAAUUUAUUCAUUUCGAAUUGCUUUUGUGACACCUGCUAAAAGAAGAUAAUUUUAAGAAUAAAAUAUUUAAAAUGUAGAUCUAAGUCCUUUUUAAGGAUUUUAUUUAUAUUGGCCUUAAGCUUUGAUAUAUAUGGGAUUAUUAUUAAUUGCUUUAUUUACUUCAAUGAGUUAUAAAGAGUAAGCAGAGAAAAUUAUUAAAUUAUUGGUCUAUUUAAUUUGUGUUCUUACUUCAUUUCAUUUUUUCAAUGAAAUCUUUGGUAAAUUUAGAAACACUCUCCCAUUUUUAUCUGAAAAGGUUUUAUGCUUAAAAAUUAGGGAUUAUUUAUCAAUUAUCCUAUCAACUUUGCUGAUCUUCUUUUACCUCUAUUAUGAAUAACCAUGGUUUGUAUGUAUUAUAUAUUAAUUACCCUUAGGUUAGUAAUCUUUUAUCUAUUUGUAUUUUAGGAUCUUUUAUUAAAUUAUUUAAGAUAAUAUCCUUAAAAGAUGCUCUCUAAUUUUUUAUACCUCUCAUGAUAGUUGAUAUUUUCUGUUCCAUUUAUUUGAGUUAAACUGUAAGAUAUGAAUGGGAUAGUGUUGCAUUGAGAUAUUUCAACACUCCAUUUUCCGCCUAAUUUCCUUAUUUUAGAUAUAUAUACAAAAAGAAAUGUGCAUGGGUAUCUAUUUUUAACUUGCUAUUUCCUGGUAAUUAUUCACUUAUAAUUAAUUAGGUUUCUUUUUAGGUUAUGUGAAUAGAUUUGACAAACAUAAGUAAACAUAUGUCUAUGAAAUUAUUGCUUUCUUUGGUUUACUUGUUGGACUCAUUUUAUGGGUAUUAAUUCAAUACAUUUUUUCAUUCCCACUUCCAACGUAUCAAAUAAAUAUUAUCUUUAGCUCUAUCUUUACAGAAAUUAUAAUGAUUCUCACAACAACUUUGGUUGCAAUAUAAAGAAAUGAAUUCAACAUCUUUUAUUCUGGAAACUUUUAUGAUUAAAUACUUAUGGAUCCAUUUAAAAAUGAUAUUGCUCUUCAAGAACCAACAAACUUAGAGAUGUUUGGAUUAGGAUCUAAUACAUAAGUAAUUAAAAAGGACACUACUUAAUAAUCAGAUCUACUCUAUAGAGGAGAUUAAGGUGUAGUUUUAAAUAGUCAACUCUUUGCUGGACUUGCUUCCAUUAAUCGAUCAUAGUAGUAAUCUAGCGUUCUAUAAUCGAAAUAAUAAAAUCAUUAUUGA